Knipowitschia caucasica is the source of this 2898-nucleotide messenger RNA. The record is from the annotation of a GenBank genome assembly. Lineage: Eukaryota; Metazoa; Chordata; Actinopteri; Gobiiformes; Gobiidae.
AUGUGGGUUGAUUCAUCAGAAAGCCUGGGGACCAACAAAAAAUUUUCAGUCUCGGUGCGCAGGAGAAGAGUGCGUUGUGGGCUCUGGGCUCCAAGCUUUAAGGAGCUGUUCCCUCUGCAGACCAGGUAUUUCUGUACAAUACCUGACAGUAGUCCAACAACACAGACCAUGGACUGCAAUUAUAAUAUUGAAGAGGGCAGUGACAUGUCAUAUGAAGUCAGUGACUUUGCCCUGCGCUCACCUCUACAAAUGCCUUCACCUGUGAUCGCUGGUGACUACGAUGAAGAGGAGGAUGACCGUAUGAAGAAUGUUAUCAUACCAUUUGAUUCUGAUGCUUACCUUAAUGCAAACACCAAUGCCACCACUCGAGGGGAUGCACAGUCCUAUGUGGAGCUGAGUGAGCUGCAGGGGAACAGCUGGCAGGAGACGGCUCGAUGGGUCGGCUUUGAGGAGAACCUGAAUCCAGCCACCGGCGUAUGGAGCGACUCCCAUGUCUCCUACCUCACCUUCAAGAGCCUCAUCCAGCUCAGAAAGGCAAUGAGCACAGGUGCCUUCAUCUUUGACCUGGAUGCCAGCAGUCUAUCCACAGUGUCUGAGAAGAUAGUGGACGAGCUCCUGAACAAAAAUGAGAUCCGGGCUGUUGAUCGAGAGGCUCUGCUCAGGGCUCUGCUGAUGAGGCGCAGUCAGAUGGAGGCCCCUGCUGUGACUGAGGGUGGGGCCAUUCAACUGCAGACUUUUUCUGUCUCUCAAAAGAGAGACGGCUCUGAAAGCAUGGAAGCCUCUGUUGUCCUCUCAGGUGUUGUGGAGAACUUACAAAAGCCGGCAGUGGCUUUCGUCCGUCUCAGGGACUCUGUGGUGAUGCCGUCCACUCUGGAGUCUCCUGUCCCAGUCCGAUUUGUCUUUGUCCUGGUCGGACCCAGCACUAGCGGCCUGGACUACAGCCAGACCGGGAGAGCCAUGGGUGCACUCAUGGCCGACUGGGUUUUCUGCCUCGAGGCUUUCUUGGCUCAGACGGACAAAGACGUAACAGAUGCUAUCGCAGAUUUUAUGGACUGCAGCAUUGUGCUUCCUCCCACUGAGAUCCAGGACCAGAAAAUGCUUGAACCGAUUAUCAAGUUCCAGAGCAAAAUGCUGCGUGACCGUCUGCGCCCAAUAGACAACCGCCUGGCGUUUGGAGACAGACUCACAGGUGGCAAGGCCCCGGAGCCCCCGCGGGAGGACCCUCUGGCCCGGACAGGAUACCCCUUCGGUGGGAUGAUCAGGGACAUAAAGCGCCGCUAUCGUCACUACAUCAGCGACUACGUGGAUGGACUCAACCCCCAAGUGCUCGCUGCCAUCAUCUUCAUCUACUUCGCCGCUCUGUCCCCAGCCAUCACCUUCGGAGGACUUCUGUCUGAUAAAACUGACAAGUGGAUGGGUGUGUCAGAGCUCAUGGUCUCCACCUGUAUCCAAGGAAUCAUCUUCUGCAUCUUUGCCGCUCAGCCUGUUCUCGUCAUUGGAUUCUCAGGACCACUGCUUUUGUUUGAAGAGGCCUUUUAUAUGUUCUGCAAGGCCAGUGACAUGGAAUACAUCGUGGGGCGUAUCUGGGUGGGCAUGUGGCUCAUCGUCAUAGUGAUCCUCGUCGUGGCGGUGGAGGGCAGUUUCAUGGUCAAAUUCCUCUCACGCUUCACUCAAGAAAUCUUCUCCAUCCUCAUCUCACUCAUCUUCAUCUACGAGACGUUCUCUAAGCUCGGCAAGAUUUUCAAAGCCCACCCUCUGAUCCUGAACUACGAUGCCUUGAAUGCCUCGUCAGAAACCCCGUUCCAUCCACUCGUCAAGGUUGUGAGGGGCCACAACCUUGACGGAAACAUAACCAUCACCCAGGAAGACAAAGCUUUCCCCAACACCGCACUGCUGUCCAUGUGCCUCAUGUUGGGAUGCUUCUUCAUCGCCUACGCCCUCCGUAUCUUCAAGAACGGGCCCUACCUCCCUGGACCUCUUCGUCGUUUGAUUGGUGACUUUGGUGUGCCUAUCGCCAUCUUCCUCAUGGUUUUUGUGGAUAUGAGCAUCGACGAUGCUUACACGCAGAAACUGGUGGUGCCCAAAGGUGUGGAGGUGACCAACCCCAGUGCGAGAGGCUGGUUCAUAAACCCCAUGGGAGAGAAGAAGCCGUUCCCGAUCUGGAUGAUGGGAGCGAGCUGCGUCCCGGCGCUGCUCGUCUUCAUCCUCAUCUUCCUCGAGUCGCAGAUUACAACUUUGAUUGUGAGCAAACCUGAGAGGAAGAUGAUAAAGGGCUCUGGUUUCCACUUUGACCUGCUCUUGCUGGUCGUCAUGGGGGGCAUCUCCUCUGUCUUCGGGGUCCCCUGGCUGAGCGCUGCCACCGUCCGCUCCGUGACCCACGCCAACGCACUCACGGUCAUGUCCAAGGGCCCUAAGCCUGAGAUCGAAAAGGUGGUGGAGCAGCGCAUCAGUGGCAUUGCUGUGGCCAUGCUGGUUGGUGUUUCGAUUUACAUGGAGCCUCUCCUGAAGUUGAUUCCUAUGACGGCUCUGUUCGGGAUCUUUCUUUACAUGGGAAUCACGUCUCUGAGUGGAGUCCAGAUGUGGGACCGGAUUCUUCUGCUCAUUACACCAAAAAAGUACCACCCCGACAACGCCUACGCCACCAGGGUGGCCACAUCACGCAUGCACCUCUUCACACUCAUUCAGAUCAUCUGUUUAGCCGCUCUGUGGGUGGUGAAGAUGAGCAGCUUCUCUCUGGCUCUGCCUUUUGUGCUGCUGCUCACGAUCCCUCUGCGGAUGUUCAUGACCGGCUCCGUCUUCACCGAGCUCGAGAUGAAAUGCUUGGACGCUGAUGACGCCAAAGUGAAGUUUGAGGAAGAUAUUGGAGAGGAUGUUUACUACGAGGCUCCUCUGCCAUAA